Molecule: messenger RNA, 921 nt
Organism: Heterocephalus glaber (naked mole-rat)
Lineage: Eukaryota; Metazoa; Chordata; Mammalia; Rodentia; Bathyergidae
Source: RefSeq, a predicted model, not a curated record
AUGGCCGCUUUAGCAAAAGGUUAUGUGCAAACUGCCCAGGGAAAGGCGAACGUUCAAAGGGAGUUUGAGAUACCGCUGUCGCCCUGGUCCUGUGACCGUGAAUUGGCCUGGGCUAAAACAUCGAAAGACCCUAGGGUUGCUGCAGGUCAACAGUCCCCACUGGAGAAAAAGAUCUUGAACCUAGGUGGGAUGUAUACAACAGCAGCAAGAUACUUGAUAACUCAGAAAUAUCAAGAGGAGUAUGAAACACUCUGUAGGGAGCAGGCUCGUUCUCUUGCCUACUGGCUUGCCAAAGCAGAGUCCUACUAUAAUAAAAGAAUAAUGGACAUAAUGGAAAAAGAGGCAAUGGGCAAUGAAAUGAAGAUGAAAAUGGAGGAGGAAACAACCCAAAGCAUAGAGGAACAAAAGCAUUACUAUGUAAUACCCAAGAGAGAGAGGAAACAGAUAGAAAGGCACAUACAUCAAACAGGCCAGGCCAAAGGAUUUAAGAACAGAACAUUUAGACAGCCACAACCCAUCAGUGAAACGUUACCAAAAGCUACGCCAGAAAAGCAUGGUAUCCAGAAAGCACAGAGACGAAAGCAGGUAAAUGAAAGAGAACAGAUACAAAUUAAGGAUCACCAGGAACGCAUGAUUUGAGGGAGAGAACUUAUACAGCAAACACUCAAGGAAAGAAUCCUGAGAAAAAGCCAGAGCCAGCCACCUACAUGUGAAAAGUGUGGGAGAGCACAGAAAGACAUCGGGGAGCUUGAGAGAGUCACUGCAUAUCCACUUUUCCAGCCAUGCAGUAGAAGUCGGGUGCAAGUGACUGUUCUUAUGGAAAAGUCUUAGACUAGAGAGGAAGUGGAUACAAUUCUAAAACCAAGUGAAAGAAAACGCUUGGCUCUACCCCCCUUUUUGGGACAUCAAAUAGGAAAAUAA